Molecule: messenger RNA, 1462 nt
Organism: Argentina anserina (silverweed cinquefoil)
Lineage: Eukaryota; Viridiplantae; Streptophyta; Magnoliopsida; Rosales; Rosaceae
Product: auxin-responsive protein IAA2-like
Exons: 5
Coding region: 265-1191 (308 amino acids)
Biological process (GO): regulation of DNA-templated transcription
Cellular component (GO): nucleus
Molecular function (GO): protein binding
Source: RefSeq, a predicted model, not a curated record
CCAAUCUACGCGGCUUAUACUUGCGUUUCAGACUGUACAUUUCCAUUUUGAGUCCAAACUUGAGCCUAGGAAUCUUUCCAGCACUUUCCUUCUAUUGCUCUAUAUUUGGCCUCUAAAAAAGGUCAUGGGUGGCACACUUUGCUAUAUAUUUUCGAAUACAACCACUUUGGUUUUUGCUACCUACUUUUCUUAGGCUGAAAAUCAAUUAGUGUUCAUUGAGCUUCUCUUGCAUCAGGUUUUGUGAAGAGUAGUGUCCACAAAGAAAUGGGGCAGUUGUAUAAUCGUGAUCAACUCCAUGUCACGGAAGAACCUCCUGUGAGAGCAAAUAAGAGAAGCUGUGGUGUUGCUUCUGAAGAGAGAAAACUGGAGCUUAGGUUAGGUCCUCCAGGAGAUCAAGACCGUUCUGUUCACUCCCAACUUGGUUUCACUACUUCUGAUCCAGAAGCCAAAAGAGUCUGUCAUGAAUUACAAGUUAAGGCCAAAAAUGAAGAGAUAAAGUGGCUGGCAAACACAGCUCAGCAUCAGCCAAAGUCUUCCUAUUUCAAGUGCCCAGUGAUACCUCAACCAGAUAACAAAGCGUGUUCAAAUCCUGCCACUGCUUCAAAGUUUCCCAUUGCAGCUGCAGCAAAUGGCUCUGAUGAGAAAAGUAAAAGCAGAAUCACACAAGCUCCAGUAGUUGGGUGGCCUCCAGUCCGUUCAUUUAGAAAAAAUCUUGCAAACAAAUCAAGCCUUGCGAAGCCUACUUCAGAUCAGUCACUUCUUGAGAUUGCGCAGGAGGAGAGUAAAGGAAAAACCGUCGAUGGUAUUACCAAAGAGCAUAUGUUUGUGAAGAUCAACAUGGAAGGAGUUCCCAUUGGAAGAAAGGUUAAUCUCAAAGCAUAUGAUAGUUAUGAGAAGCUCUCCUCUGCCAUAGAUCAUCUCUUCCAAGUCCUUCUUGCUGCUCAAAGAGAUUAUUCUGCUGUUGAAAAGGAGAACAAGGAAGAGACCAAAGCAAUUAGCGAUUCAUAUACUCUUCUCUAUGAGGAUAAUGAAGGAGACAGGAUGCUAGUUGGUGAUGUCCCAUGGAACAUGUUUGUUUCCACGGCAAAGAGGCUGCGUGUGCUAAAGAGCUCAGAGCUGUCGACUCUACGAUUGAACAGCAGUCGGCAUGAAAAGACACCACUCGAGUCUGCAAUGGAAACUGGAAGAUGAGGAGGCAGCUGCUAUCAUUAGUGGAGAAAUUCCCAUAUCCAUGCAUGUCGGCAUCAAGCUCUAUCUCUUUUAGCUGCGCUGUAUAAUUAAGGUCUUUCUCGUUUAGUUCUCUCUUUUCUUUCUAAUGGCCUAUAUCUUGUAUAAGUGUGCAGAAGAUGAUCAAACAUAAUCUUCAUUUGCUUGUUUUGUGUGAUUAUCUUGUGUCGUUUUUGUACCGCCUAGGUUUUCCGUUUCGGAUAUAUUUGAACACAAUUAUCAAUCGUCAUCAUCA